Lolium perenne is the source of this 992-nucleotide messenger RNA. RefSeq names its product protein LIFEGUARD 2. Lineage: Eukaryota; Viridiplantae; Streptophyta; Magnoliopsida; Poales; Poaceae. The record is from RefSeq and is a predicted model, not a curated record. Gene Ontology annotation, cellular component: membrane.
AAAAGACUUGUCGCCCAUGGCUGGCGCUGCCUAUCUACCAUUCGCCAGGACGCGACGAGCAAUCCUCGAGCUUGGAGAAGCGAGGCGCCGGAGGUACGUAGCCGGGCAUGGGCAAGCACGAUAAGCACCACCACCACCACCACCACGACGUGGAGGCAGCCUACCCGGCGGAGCACGACGGCUACAUGAUCGAGACGCCGGAGCUCCGGUGGGCCUUCAUCCGGAAGGUCUACGUCAUCGUGUCCCUGCAGAUGCUCGUCACGGUGGCCGUCGCCGGCGCCAUGUACCUCACCCCGGCCGUGAGGAACUUCUUCCUCUCCCAGACCCCCGCCGCGCUCGCUGCCUUCAUCGUCAUCCUCAUCUCCCCCCUCCUCGUGAUGCUGCCGAUGGUGUACUUCCGGCAGAAGCACCCGAUCAACCUGGUGUUCCUGUUCAUCUUCACCGUCUGCAUCAGCGCCUCCGUGGGGCUGGGCUGCCUCACAAAGCGAGGGCCGAUCAUAUUCGAGGCGGCCGCCAUGACGCUCGUCGUCGUCGCCGGGCUCACCGCAUACACCUUCUGGGCGGCCAAGCGCGGGCACGACUUCGAGUUCCUGGGGCCCUUCCUCUUCGCCGCCUGCCUCAUCCUCUUCAUCUACGCGCUCCUCAUGGUGCUCUUCCCCUUGGGCAAGACGGCGGCGCUGGUGUACGGCUGCAUCGCGUCGCUCGUCUUCUCGGCCUUCAUCAUCUACGACACCGACAACCUCAUCAAGAGAUACACCUACGACGAGUAUGUCGCGGCGUCCAUCACGCUCUACCUCGACAUCAUCAACCUCUUCAAGGCGAUCCUCAUCGCGCUCGAAGGCGCCGAUUGAUGGAUCGAUCGUACAAACCAGCCAGAAAUGAUUGUCAUCCUCCUUCUGCGCGCUCCAUGUAUGCUAAACUAGAUUUGAUCAUACGUAGAUUCUGAUGUAACCUGACGUGCUCUCUGAUUAACAGAAAAUAUUGCCAAACGA